Molecule: messenger RNA, 2037 nt
Organism: Pipistrellus nathusii (Nathusius's pipistrelle)
Lineage: Eukaryota; Metazoa; Chordata; Mammalia; Chiroptera; Vespertilionidae
Source: the annotation of a GenBank genome assembly
AUGCACCACCUCCUGGAGCAGCCCGCGGACAUGGCGACGGCGCUGCUGGCGGGCGAGAAGCUGCGCGAGCUCAUCCUGCCGGGCGCGCAGGACGACAAGGCGGGCGCGCUGGCCGCGCUGCUGCUGCAGCUGAAGCUGGAGCUGCCGUUCGACCGCGUGGUCACCAUCGGCACCGUGCUGGUGCCCAUCCUGCUGGUCACCCUGGUCUUCACCAAGAACUUCGCAGAGGAGCCCAUUUACUGCUACACCCCCCACAACUUCACCCGCGACCAGGCGCUGUACGCCCGCGGCUACUGCUGGACGGAGCUGCGGGACGCGCUGCCCGGCGUGGACGCCAGCUUGUGGCCGUCGCUGUUCGAGCACAAGCUGCUGCCCUACUCGCUGCUGGCCUUCGCGGCCAUCAUGUACGUGCCCGCGCUGGGCUGGGAGUUCCUGGCCUCCACCCGCCUCACCUCCGAGCUCAACUUCCUGCUGCAGGAGAUCGACAACUGCUACCACCGCGCCGCCGAGGGCCGCGCACCCAAGAUCGAGAAGCAGAUCCAGUCCAAGGGCCCGGGCAUCACGGAGCGCGAGAAGCGCGAGAUCAUCGAGAACGCCGAGAAGGACAAGAGCCCCGAGCAGAACCUGUUCGAGAAGUACCUGGAGCGGCGCGGCCGCAGCAACUUCCUGGCCAAGCUCUACCUGGCGCGCCACCUGCUCAUCCUGCUGCUCAGCGUGGCGCCCAUCUCCUACCUGUGCACCUACUACGCCACCCAGAAGCAGAACGAGUUCACCUGCGCGCUGGGCGCGGCGCCGGACGGGGGCCCGGCGGGCGGCGCGGGCCCGGCCGUGCGCGUGAGCUGCAAGCUGCCGUCCGUGCAGCUGCAGCGCAUCGUGGCGGGCGUGGACAUCGUGCUGCUUUGCGCCAUGAACCUCAUCAUCCUCGUCAACCUCAUCCACCUCUUCAUCUUCCGCAAGAGCAACUUCAUCUUCGACAAGCUGCACAAGGUGGGCAUCAAGACGCGCCGCCAGUGGCACAGCUCGCAGUUCUGCGACAUCAACAUCCUCGCCAUGUUCUGCAACGAGAACCGCGACCACAUCAAGUCGCUCAACCGCCUGGACUUCAUCACCAACGAGAGCGACCUCAUGUACGACAACGUGGUGCGGCAGCUGCUGGCCGCGCUGGCGCAGUCCAACCACGACGCCUCGCCCGCCGUGCGCGACGCGGCCGCGCAGACCGUGGACCCGAGCGCCGACCCCGCGCAGCCCGACGGCGCCGCCGAGCCGCCCGUGGUCAAGCGGCCGCGCAAGAAGAUGAAGUGGAUCCCCUCCAGCAACCCGCUGCCGCAGCCCUUCAAGGAGCCGCUGGCCAUCAUGCGCGUGGAGAACAGCAAGGCCGACAAGCCCAAGCCCGUGCGCCGCAAGACGGCCACCGACACGCUCAUCGCGCCGCUGCUGGACGCGGGGGCGCGCGCCGCGCUCCACUACAAGGGCGGCGGCGGCGACGCGGGCCCGCCCCCUGGCCCGGCCCCCGGCCCCGACAAGAAGCAGGCCCGCCACUUCUCCCUGGACGUGCACCCCUACAUCCUGGGCGCCAAGAAGGCCAAGCCCGAGGAGGCCUCGCCCGCCGCCCUGCCCGCCUCCCGCAGCCAGGAAGGGGGCUUCCUGUCCCAGGCGGAGGAGUGCGGGCUGGGCCUGGCGGCGGCCCCUGCCCAAGACGCUCCGCUCCCCGAGGACAUCCUGUACCCGGCAGAGCCGGCCCGAGCUGUGCUCCCCUCUGGCGGCUCCUUCCACGUCUGCUCGCCCCCCGCGGCCCCCACCACGGUCCCUCUGUCCCCCGCCGGCCUGGGCAAGCCUGACCCCAUCGCCAUCCUGAGCCGCAACGCCACCCACCCGCUGCUGCACAUCAGCACGCUGUAUGAGGCCCGGGAGGAGGAGGACGGGGGGGCCCGGGCACCCCCAGACAUGGGGAGCCUCAUCGCCAUCCCCCCGCCCCAGCAGAUCCUCAUCGCCACCUUCGAUGAGCCGAGGACCGUAGUGAGUACCGUGGAGUUCUGA